Lactuca saligna is the source of this 1800-nucleotide messenger RNA. The record is from the annotation of a GenBank genome assembly. NCBI's taxonomy places the organism in Eukaryota, Viridiplantae, Streptophyta, Magnoliopsida, Asterales, Asteraceae.
AUGUCUCGUAACUCAGACAGUCCAGUUCAAACCCAAAUGGCGGUCGCUGUUUUCAACAGUCCUUUAGGGAGAGAAUACCAUGGAACCAGUAAAAUGGAAGGGAUGAAGCAUUUAACAGGAAGAAGACGAGUCUUUGUUCAAACUGAAUCCGGUUGUGUCUUAGGAAUGGAGCUAGAUCGAAGUGAUAACGCUCAUACAGUGAAACGAAGGUUACAAAUAGCUCUAAGUCUCCCAAUCGAAGAAAGCUCUCUAACUUUUGGUGACAUGGUUUUAAACAACGACCUCAGUGCCAUUCGUGACCAUUCUCCUCUUCUCUUAACAAGAAACAUCUUACACAGAAGCUCUUCAACUCCAUGUUUAUCCCCAACUGGUAGAGACACCCGCCAAAAAGACCAAAACAUCCCCGUUGAAAUCCUGGGGCAUUCUAGUAAUUUCAACCAAACAAAACCACUCGUUGAUGAAGUUGUGAACGCGAUAAUCUCCGGGGUUGACCCGAUCCCGGUCAACGGUGGUCUUGGAGGAGCUUAUUACUUCAAAAACUGUCAAGGUGAAAGUGUCGCUAUUGUAAAACCUACAGAUGAAGAACCUUUUGCUCCUAAUAACCCAAAAGGGUUUAUUGGUAAAACCCUUGGUCAACCAGGGUUAAAACGGUCAGUUCGCGUUGGUGAAACCGGUUUCAGAGAAGUAGCAGCUUAUCUUCUUGAUUAUGAUCAUUUUGCUAAUGUCCCCCCUACAGCUUUAGUCAAAAUCACACAUUCAAUCUUCAAUGUCAAUGACAGUGUUUGCAACAACAACAACAAUAAGAACAACAAGAAGAAAACAGAAAGAAAGAAGAAGGUGUUUAGCAAGAUUGCUUCAUUUCAGCAAUUCAUCCCUCAUGAUUUUGAUGCAAGUGAUUAUGGAACUUCAAGCUUCCCUGUGUCAGCUGUUCAUAGAAUCGGGAUCUUAGAUAUUCGAAUCUUUAACACAGAUAGACAUGGAGGAAAUUUGUUAGUAAGAAAGAUGAAAAAUUCUGAAGUUGGAAGAUUUAGUGAAGUUGAAUUGAUACCUAUUGAUCAUGGGCUUUGUUUACCUGAAAAUCUAGAAGACCCGUAUUUCGAAUGGAUCCAUUGGCCUCAAGCUUCGAUUCCAUUUUCAGAUGAUGAACUUGAAUACAUUGAGAAACUCGAUCCGUUUCAUGAUUCAGACAUGUUAAGAUCUGAACUUCCAAUGAUAAGAGAAGCUUGUUUAAGGGUUUUGAUUUUGUGUACGAUUUUUUUAAAAGAAGCAGCUCGAUUUGGUUUAUGUGUUGGUGAAAUUGGAGAGAUGAUGAGUCGGGAAUUUCGUAGGGGUGAAGAGGAACCGAGUGAACUCGAGUUUGAAAUUGAUUGUGAUGAUUCGAUUUCUGCUUUUGAUUUUACUCCUAAAAUGUCGGAGAAUUUCGUAAACAGUAAUCUUUCAUUCCAUUUGAGAAACCCGCUUUCGAAGCUUGAAGAAGCGAUUGAAGAAGAUGAAAGUGAAGAAGAUGUUUCAAAUCUGUCAAUGUCUUUCAAGAACAACUGUAGUUUUAGUGAUAAGUUGAAGAAGAAAACAGAGAAUAUGAGUUAUGUAGGAGUGAAUUCGUCAUCCGGACACAGGAGUGCCAAUGAGCUGAUGCCAGCUGGCGCUAGUUUUGUGAAGCUUUCAGACAUGAAUGAAGAGGAAUGGAGUUUGUUUCUUGAAAAGUUUCAGGAUUUGAUUUACACAGCUUUUGCUAAACGUAAGUCAAUUUCAAUAGGACAAAGGCAAAGACAAAGGCUUGGGACUUCUUGCCAGUUUUGA